AUGCAUCCCUCCUUUAAUAGCCCAUCUAGGAGACACAAUCCUUUCUCCCGGAGCUCUCCUUCGCCCUCUCCAGCUCCUCCAGAUGCCGGCCUCAGAGUGUCCGGCCGGCCAAAGUCGGUUACUUUUACAUCUCCUGUACAGACAUACGCUCCAGGCCAUUCACGGAACGCCUCGUUGACUCCAUUAAACCCUACACCUGUCAAUGGCAUAAACAGACAACGUUCAAACUCAGCCCGGCACACCUCCGAAUCCUCAAAUACCUUUGCUCCAAAAUUCAUAAAGUCAGAAGAGUUACGCAGAGGCGCAGAUCAGAUCAGAGGGGAAGAAGGCGAUAAUGACUUCUCCGGGAAAAGAUACGUGUGGCUGAAAGAUCCCGAAAGAGCAUUCAUUCGGGGCGCUGUUGUUCGAGAAACCGAGGACGGCCUUCUGGUUGUGCAAUGUGACGAUGGACGCCAGGUGGAAGUCGACCCGGAAAGUGUUGAUAAGGUUAACCCUCCAAAGUUCGAUAAGGCCGAUGACAUGGCCGAACUCACCCAUUUGAAUGAGGGCUCGGUUGUUCAUAAUCUACACACCCGGUACCAGUCUGACUUGAUUUACACUUACUCUGGGCUUUUCUUGGUGACUGUGAAUCCUUACUGCCCCUUGCCUAUAUAUUCGAACGAGUAUGUCAAAAUGUAUAAAGGCAAGAGCCGAGAAGAUACACGACCACAUAUAUUUGCAAUGGCAGAUGAGGCAUUUCGCAAUCUUGUAGAGGAGGGCGAGAACCAGAGUAUUCUUGUUACUGGUGAAUCCGGUGCUGGAAAGACAGAAAACACAAAAAAGGUCAUUCAGUAUCUAGCUGCAGUUGCCCCUGGUGACGCAACUCAAGCAAAGCUAUCAUCUAAGCAACUAGGUGAUCUCUCACAGCAAAUAUUGAGAGCUAAUCCCAUACUUGAAGCAUUCGGAAAUGCUCAAACUGUCCGAAACAACAAUUCGUCACGAUUCGGAAAGUUCAUUCGUAUUGAGUUUUCUCGCACCGGCCAGAUAUGUGGAGCAUUCAUUGAUUGGUAUCUGCUUGAAAAGUCCCGAGUUGUCAAACUCAACUCCCAGGAGCGGAGUUAUCACAUCUUUUAUCAGCUACUCCAUGGAGCUAGCAAAGAGUUGCGUGAACAGCUACAUCUCUCAGAUUUAGAUAUCCAGGACUUUGCAUACACAAGAGGCGGGAACGAUACCAUAGCCGGCGUAUCGGACGAAGAUGAGUGGGACUCCCUUAUCGAAGCCUUCGAUACGAUGAAGUUUGAAGAUGAAGACCAGCUUUCAAUAUUACGGACAAUUGCAGCUGUUCUACAUCUGGGGAACAUCACAGUCGGCAAGGAGAGUCUACGUGCGGACCAAGCUAAGCUCACCCAAGAUGAUACUGAAAGCGUGAGGCAUGCUUGCCAUCUCCUAGGUAUACCCCUCGAGCCUUUCGUCAAGGGACUUCUGCAUCCUCGGGUAAAAGCUGGACGAGAAUGGGUUGAAAAGGUACAAACACCUGAGCAAGUUCGUUUCGCGAUAGACUCUCUAGCAAAAGGUAUAUACGAGCGAGGCUUUGGCGACCUAGUCAAUAGGAUCAAUCACCAGUUGGAUCGUAGCAGGAUUAGCUGCGAAGAGAGCUACUUCAUCGGUGUCCUUGAUAUAGCGGGUUUCGAGAUAUUUGGCACGAAUAGCUUCGAACAACUGUGUAUCAAUUACACAAAUGAAAAACUGCAGCAGUUUUUUAACCACCAUAUGUUUGUUCUGGAACAGGAAGAAUACUCCAGGGAGCAAAUUGAAUGGCAAUUCAUCGAUUUUGGCAAAGACCUUCAACCGACGAUCGACCUUAUUGAGUUAUCCAAUCCAAUCGGUAUAUUCUCAUGUCUUGACGAGGAUUCAGUGAUGCCAAAGGCGACAGACAAAACCUUUACAGAAAAACUUCACUCUUUAUGGGACCGAAAAUCUCCAAAAUAUCGAGCCUCACGACUCAGCCAGGGUUUCAUUCUCACUCAUUAUGCUGCGGAGGUAGAAUAUAACACUGAAAAUUGGCUGGAAAAGAACAAAGAUCCUCUCAACGACAACGUAACACGACUACUGUCAAAGUCCAAUGACCCGCAUGUUGCGAAUUUAUUCGCCGAUUAUGCUGAUGAUGUAUCCAGCGGAACCAGGAGUGUCGUCAAAAAAGGGCUUUUCCGAACUGUGGCACAGAGGCACAAGGAGCAGUUAUCAAGCUUGAUGGCUCAGCUUCAUUCAACACAUCCCCAUUUCGUCCGCUGCAUUUUACCAAAUAACAAGAAACGACCAAAGCUCUUCAAUGGACCACUUGUUUUAGACCAACUACGAUGCAAUGGUGUGCUUGAAGGCAUUCGAAUUGCCCGAACUGGAUUCCCUAAUCGGUUAACGUUCAACGAAUUUCGCCAACGUUAUGAAGUGCUCUGUCGCGGGAUGCCCAAGGGCUACCUGGAUGGCCAGGUGGCAGUGACUUAUAUGGUUGAAAAGCUGGGGCUUGACAAAUCUCUAUUCAGAGUCGGUUUAACAAAAAUCUUUUUCAGGGCCGGGGUGCUGGCGGAAUUGGAAGAACAACGUGAUACCCUAAUUCGUGAAAUCAUGAAGCAAUUCCAGUCGUUGGCUCGUGGCUUUAUUCAAAGACAUAUUGCAAACAAACGGCUGUACCGCGCGGAGGCUACUCGAAUCAUCCAGCGGAACUUUCACCUCUACCUUAACUUGAAGUCAUCCCCUUGGUGGAGGCUGUUUGCGACAAUGAAGCCCCUUCUCGGAGAGACUCGCACAGCCGGAGAAGUCAAGAAGCGUGACGAGAAAAUCCAGCAACUUGAAGCAAAGGCUCAGCAGGAUAUCGCCGAGAGACAGAGGAUAGAAGAAGAUAGGCGCAAGAUAGAGGCGGAGAUGCAUCGAGUCAGGAAAACUCUAGAAAGUGAACGUUCCCUUGCAUUGGAUAAGGAGGAGAUAUUUAAGCGGCUGCAACUCAGAGAAGUUGAACUCAGCGACAAACUGGCUGGAGCAAUCGCCGACCAGGAAAGUCUAGAAGAUCAGUUGGACGAACUGAUUGCUGCAAAAAAGAAGAUUGAACAUGAGCUAGACCUACGAAGGGGCCAACUUGAACAGGCUGCGCAAAUAAUGGAGAGGCUUGAGGGUGAAAAGAAGGAACUACAAGAACGCAUUUCUGAUAUGGAAAAGCAGCUGAAAUCUGUCGAAACAACGCACAGCGAAUAUGAUGAAAAGAUUGAGGCCCUGAAUCAGGAGAUCAACACCCUCAACAGCCACCUUAACUUAAAAGACAAAAAGCUCCAGGAUCUAGAGGCAAAACUCCUGUCUUCCGACCAACAGCUUGACCUUGAAUUGGCACACACCACAAAAGAGCUAGAAGCAUCUAAAAAGCAGAUUAAGCAACUACUGGAGGAUAACCGUGAAAUCCAGAGGCAGAUAGCUGAUUUGUCAUCAACGUCUACGGGCUAUGAGGAAUUAGUCCGACGCAAAGAGGGCGAGGUCGCAAUUCUCAAAGCUGAUUUGAAAAAGCAUGAAUUCGAGAAACGAAGCCUUGAAACAGAAAAAAGGGGGCUCUCGGACCGACAUGAUGACAUGCAGCGGAGAAUACGUGAUCUACAAGCUGAAAUAGAUACCACGAAACUUGAGAAGUCAAACUUCGAACGUGAAGCUCAUGAUGCUAGGAAGCUCCUUGAAGAGAAGCUGUCCGAGGAUGCGGAAUCCGCCCAGGGUAGAAAGAUGCUAGACAAGCAAGUCCAAGACCUCAAGGCCCAACUGUAUCAAACUCAAGCAGAGCUCAGCCGUGUUCAACAGUCGAGAGAUGACGUUCAGAUGCUCUCAGAGCACAAAUUUGCACAGCUAAAAGAGGAGUUUGAAAUUCUUAAUGAAGCUAAAAUAACCAUUGAGAAGGAGAUGUAUAUCCAGCAAGAUACUCUUCGCAGGGCAAAGGAAGCUCGAGCAGCUGCAGAGGAGUCUCGCAAGCAACUCCAAGGCGAGGUUAUUAAACUACGAGACCGAAUUACAAAAAUAGAGGAAUCUCGCCUGAGUGCGGAGAAUACAUUCGCAAAUAAAAUGACUGCACAGGCAACUGAAAGAUUGGCUAAACUUCAGGCCGAGCUAAACGAAAAAUCUAAGGCACUCAAUGAUGCUGAGGCCGGGCAUGCUCGUCUUAGCUCACAAGUUCAAAGCCUGAGCAACCUAAUUGCGGAGUCCGAGAACUUCCGUACCCUAAAUGACCAGCAUAAAGAGCGGCUGGAGAGAGAACUCGUCACCGUCAAGGGAAGGCUCGCUGCAUCCGAGAAUGACAACAGGGCUCUUUUGAACAAAGUCCAACAAAAGAAUCUCGAUAUUGCACGCUCUAAUUCUAGGGCCGGCGAUACCCAAAGAGCUAGGUUGGCACAGCUUCAAACCGAAAAGACUCGUUUAGAAGAGUCAAACAAACAGCUUACUCGCCAGCUCGGAGAUGCUCAGUUAUCGAUAACUUCACUGGAGAAACAAAAGGAGAAACUUGCUUUGAGCACGGAGGACUUGAACCACGAAGUUGCGCGUGAGCACAAAGCUAGCCGUAAUGCAGAGAAAACUGCUGCCACAGCACAGUUGCAGUUAGCAGAAGCAAACAGGAAUCUCGAGACAGAACGGCAGCUUAAAACCCAGGCACAAGCGAAUACCAGAAAGCUUCAGGCGUCAGUGGAUCGGAUGAACUCGGAGCUAGAAGAUUGCCAUCAACAGCUGAUAUUGCUCCAUAAAGUAUUUGAUCCUGAUACAUCGCCCGCUGAAAAGUCCUGGGAGACAAUAAAGCCCGACCUGUCGAAGAAAAUCGAUAUGGCUGCUCUGUUAGAAACUGCGCACAAUGACCUUCGGAUCAGCGAAGAGAAACGUUCGAGAGCAGAAAAUCAAUUAAACGAGAUGCGACGCCGGCACGCAGAUGAAAUGAAUGAGCUUGAUGCUCGCUAUUCCUCGUCGAAGCGUGCUCUCCUCGAAGAAAUUGAUCAAAACCAGGUAGCCAACACGAGGUCUCCUGGGCACUUCAGGAAGAAUUCAGAGCCUAAUAAGCGGUUUUCCAACCCUUCAACCCCCAACCGUCGAUAUAACAAUUUCAUGGAUGGGGUAGGUGAUUCCGGGCGGUCAGAUCGAACUGUUGACACUGUUGCAUUCCAGAAACGGAUGGAUCAAGCCGCAGAAAUAGAGAGCCUUCAGAAUCAACUGCAACUGGCUGAAAUGCACAAUCGUCACCUCCAGAGCCAGGUUGAUAGGGCUACCCCAGCCCGAGACAUGUGGCAAGACGAGAGUCCAUCUAUCCGACGAAUGCAGAUCCUCGAACGUGAAAAUGGUCGUCUCCAUGAGAAACUUGACGAUUCUGCUAAGAAGGUUUCCGCCUUGGAAAAAAGUAUUCAAUCCGGCGAGUUGAGUCUUCGCGAUGUACAGGCGAAAUCUCAUGAAGAAUUGUAUGACCUUCUUAGCUCUCAGGAGCAGUCCCGACGAUCUCUCCUCCAAGUACAUAAGUCCGCACUAGCCGAUCUCACUCAUGCAAAGACAGAAUUUGAAAAGCUCAAGCAUGCAAGAGCUUCUAUGGAAGUUGAGCUACGGGACACCAGGUCAGAACUUCAAGAGUUACAACUUGCACGAGACCAUGACGCUGCUAGCCGAAGCCAACUACUCCAAGAGUUCUCGGAUCUUCAAAUCAGAUUGGAUGCUGAAACAUCUAAAGCUAUUGAUGCUGAUUCCAGUCUGAGCCUCUACAAGAGCCGCGCCAAUGAAUACUUCAGCAAGUUGGAACAGGCAGAAAUUGCUGUUUUGAAAGCUACCCGCGCCGAACAGUUUGCCAAAGCACAAGCCAAGGAGGCAGAAGAAACCUGCGCUAAUAUCAUGGCCGAAAGGAAACAAACCGAUAACCUCAUUGAAGAUCUGCAGCGGCAGGCACAGUCUCAUGAAGAAAGGGUCGAGGACCUUUCAGCUGACCUUGAGGCAGCAUUACAAGCGAAGAAGCGUCUCCAACACGAGCUAGAAGACUACCGAAGCCAGCGGGCUAUGGAUAUCGAGGACAAGGAAGCUUCCAUGGAGCAAACGAGAAAGAAGUACCAAAUGGAAUGCUCGACCCUUACGAGCGAGUUGGAGGUAGAGCGUGAAAAUGUGCUUCAUAUCCGAGGCGAGAAUGCCCGCUUGAAGGAGGAACUUGAGGAACUUCGAUCCAAGUGGGAUGACGAAGUUCUCAAUAGCUCAACCUGGUCCAAGGAGAAAUCUAGAAUAGAAAUGACCCUACAAGAUAUCACAACCUCCCGAGAUGAUGCCGUCAAGGCUCAUAAUGAAGCUCAGGGCAAGGUAGUUACUUUAUUGAACCAAGUUCGCACCCUUCGCACUUCCGUUGAUGAUAUCUCAGCCGAGCGUGAUAUGCUCCUCAAGGAGAAACGCGGCCUCGAAUCCAGGCUUGCUGAAGCAGGUGACCGCUUGGAGGACCUGGCCAAGGGCGAAAGUCCCAUGCGAAACGCUGCUGGUAUGGACCGCGAGAUUCUUGAGCUAAAGUCCCAGCUUGCCCAGCAAGAGGACCUUGCCUCCGCUGCCGUUGGUAAGAUGCGAAGGGCGGAAGCUCUUGCUACGGAAGUCCAAAAGGAAAUUGUAGCUCAGCGAGAGUCAACAGCCCAGCUCUUCAAGGAUAAAGCUGCGCUUGAAAAGCAAUUCAAGGAGGUUCAACUUCGAUGUGUGGACCUUGAAACGAAAGGAUACUCAUCCUCGAGCCAGGAUGUCAGGUUCCUCAAUAAACGAAUCCAGGAGCUUGAAACUCAGUUAGAAGAACAGGAGUCGAAACGUAAUGCUGAGCAGAAGUCUGUCCGCAAUGUCGAUAGAACAGUGAAAGACCUCCAGACCCAGAUCGAGAGGCGAGAAAAGGUUAAUAGCCAACUCACGGAGGACAUUGGAAAAUCGCGAGAUAGAAUUGAGAGACUUCUUCAAACGAUUGAGGAGCUCCAAACUAGCGACUCCGAGAACCAACUCCAGGCUCGUCGCGCAGAACGUGAGCUCCGCGAAGAACGUGAAAAAUCACUUCGUCUUGAAAGGGAAUUAGAAGGGUGGAAGUCACUCCGCCUAGAAAGGGGCAGUGUUAAAGGGCCUGGCUAUGGAGGAGUGAGCGAUAUGGGUGACAGGUAUAGUCGUCGAGGAAGCGGUGUAUAUGUCGGUUCAGGUAUCGAGCUCCCACAACGCAAAAUGAGCAACAGCAAAGGGUUCUUGUAA
Nannizzia gypsea CBS 118893 is the source of this 7221-nucleotide messenger RNA. RefSeq names its product myosin type-2 heavy chain 2. The coding region runs from base 1 to 7221 and encodes 2406 amino acids. The record is from RefSeq and is a predicted model, not a curated record. Gene Ontology annotation, cellular component: myosin complex. The transcript has 5 exons. Lineage: Eukaryota; Fungi; Ascomycota; Eurotiomycetes; Onygenales; Arthrodermataceae. Gene Ontology annotation, molecular function: cytoskeletal motor activity; ATP binding; actin filament binding.